UAGGAUUUAAACCAGCUUAAUGCCUGUCCCUGAAUGCCGAUGUAAUUUUGUAAGCGAUCUAGGAGGAGAUCAUGGUCUAAUAACCUAGGCCCAUAACCUAAUAAAAGUAAAUUCCGCGUAUUGAAGAGCGCACCUACCUUUAUAGACUGUAUAAGCCCCGCCCACUUCUGAUCUGCCGCAGCUGUAACGUAUCGCUUCUGCACAUCUGCAAUUAGACCUAAAAAAAAAGUAUUUUUUUCCUGUUUUAGUUUCCCCCAUAUUUUAUUUUCCGUGCAGCCACGAAGAAACUGGAGACUGCCCUGUUCCUCUGUGAGUCUGUUCUGUAGUAUUAGAAGUAAAUAAAAAAAAUAAUAAUCCUUUUUUAUUUUUCAAAAAAAAUCUGUACAUUGCAUACGCUGAAACUGGUGACGUCAUAGACUUUCACGCGUCAGAGAGCGUUCAUGACUCGGUGAUGUAGCGUCCUUAUUUAUUCUCGUGUAUUCGGAAAAGGUGCUCGGUAUUGUUUACUGAACUCGAGGUUGUAAACAUGAUUAAUUCGGAAAUGAGUUCAGCAAUGGAUGAUCCAAAAAUGACUUCAGAGGAGGCUUCUUCUGAACAGAAGAGUGAGAAUGCUACAAAUGGUGUUGAUGAAACUCUGCAACAUAUCCAGCCCUGCCAUGUUUUUGGCAUUUGCAAAGAGGUAAAGAACAACUUGUUCUUUCUGGAUGAGAGAACAGUGAUUUUCCCAAGUGGAAAACAUUGUAUUCGUUAUCACAUGGAUCAGCGAUGGACCGAAUUCAUCACCGCUUCAAAGAAAAAGAAAGGCAUUCAGGCCCUGGCUUUAAGCCCCAACCGGCGUUACUUGGCUGUGUCAGAGAGCGAUAUAUGGGGUGCCAUCGCCAUCUUUGACUUAAAGGACAAGAAUUGCUCCAUGACACAGGUCCUUGAAGGCAGAGACUUUGACGUGCAGGAGUUCAUCUGCAUGUCUUUUAACGUCAAAUCAAAUUACCUCCUGGGUCAGGCUGGAGAACCCACAUGGACCCUUUUCUGCUGGGAGUGGAGCAAAAAGGAGCUCCUCUAUUCUAUUAAGACCAUGGAGAAUGGGCUUAUCAGCCAGGUCAGCUUUAAUCCGCAGGAUCACAGAGAGAUCUGUGUGACCGGAACAGAAGCUUUCAAACUCUUUGAAUUCAAGGACAACUCCAUAACAAUGACCAACUCAUUUAAAUUGGAGAACGAGGAUGCCCUGUGCCACACAUGGAUGUCCCGGGAUUGUGUCAUCGCUGGAACCGAGGCAGGAAACCUGUUAAUGUUUAAGUCCAAACAACCGCACAGGCUGGAAAGACCAUGUGAGAGAAAAACGGAGACAGACGACUCUUCUUCAUCUUUAACUGAGGAAGUUACAGCCAUCCAACGGUAUUCCAAGGGAUUUGCCUGUUCAGCCGGACCGGGAUUAGUUUGUCUCUACAAUAAAUCUGACCAGAACGAUACCUACAGAAAGACUGUGGAAAUAAUAAUUUCUGUCGACCCAAAUAGUUAUCAGCCGCUUCAGAAGAUUGCCACAAUGUGCAUUAGUCCAGCAGAGGAUAUGCUGGCCAUCACAACAGACCAAGGGCAACUGUUCCAUAUCAGCAUUGAAAUCCUGCCCAUGAUAUGUGAGAGUACGAAACCCCAGUUUGAAUAUCUUUUUCACGCUCUUCAUUCUGACAACAUCACUGGACUAUCCAUCUGCACGAUGAAACCCCUUAUUGCCACCUGCUCUUCAGACUGCACCAUACACAUCUGGAACUACAAGUCCAGCUUUCUGGUUCAACGUGAGGAGUUUGAUGAUAAGCCACUCUGUGUGUCGAUUCACCCAAAUGGCCAAUCCAUCCUGGUGGGCUUCUCCACUGAAAUCUGCCUCAUGAACCUGCUUUGUGACAACAUGCGCAUUGUCCAGAGUUUUAAGAUGUACAACUGUACUGAGUGUGUGUUCAAUCACGAUGGCAACAUGUUCGUCGCCAUCAGCAAGAACAUGAUACAUGUCUACAAUAUCAGAACACGUAAGAAACAGGACCUGAGUGGCCACACUAAUCAGGUGCAGUCAGUGAAGUGGUGCAGUGAUGACCGCCACCUGGUGUCAUGUGGGCUGGAUGGCGUUGUAUAUUUAUGGAACCUCCUGACUGGCAACUACGAGAUUAGGAAGGAGACAAACUUGAUCAUUGCAGAUAUGACGCUCUCCACUGUCACGGGGAACGUCUUUGUUGUAGACCGGUUCAGUGUUAAGGAGAUUUGUGAUGGAAAGAUCAUAGAUGAACAGGCCUCAGAUGGUGUGAUCUACACAGCCAUCUCUAUGACUCAUUUAGGUGAAACGAUCUACAUUGGGACUGCCACUGGUACUGUCAGAGUCAUCAAACAUCCAUUUGAAAAGGAUAAAACCUGGGAAGAACAUCAGGGCCAUUCUGGUCCUAUCACAAAAAUGACCGUCACACCCGGUGAUCAGUUUCUGUUGACCGCCUCGCAGGACGGCUCCCUCCUCAUCUGGGCGAUCAUUGACCAGUGCGGACGAAAGCUGGAGAUGGUGAAAGACCUUGAUUACGUUGAAGAAGUUCUUUGUACAAAGGAAUAUCUGGAGGAAAAGGAUCAGAUGAUACAUGAGCUCAAGUCCAAAGUCAGGUGGCAGGAAGUGAAGAGUAAACACAGACUGAAUCUGAAGAAUAUGGACUGCAGUAACAAGAUGAACAACAUUGCUCAGAAUUACUUGCAGAAAAUAGAUGCUCUGACAGCAACAAUCCAGGUGCUGGAAAAUCAUAAAAAGGAACAGAGUGUCUUUCACGAGAAGGUGUUGAAAGAUUUGAUGAAAAAUAUUGAGCAAGAGCAGAAGAAACAAAGACACAACUACAAUAAUAAGGUCUUUGUGGAAUAUGACAAGAACAUUGAGUUGGGGCAUAAAAUGCAUCUCAUGCAAGAGGAUUUCAAGAUGGAAAAGGACAGCCAACUUUGUGCCAUGGAGAAAAUGAAACAGGAUCUUGAAAACAAGAUUCAGGAGCUACAAACCAGUUUGGAAGAAGAAGUGAAGAAAUCCGAGGAGAGGCAGCAUGCGUUAAAUGAAAUAGCUGAAUCUGAGAUCAUAGAACUCUGCAAAGACUAUGAACAAGAUCUUAAGGUGGAGCAGGAGGCCAAGCAGAUAACUGAGCAUCAACUGAGACGCACAAAGAAGAAUGUAUCAGAGCGCUGGAAACUGAAAGACAUAAUAGAUGAAAAGAGCUUCAGGAUCUCGACGACAUUGGAAGAGAAGCAGGUCCUGGUGGACCAACUGAAGAACGAGAAAAAACACAUCAAGCAUCUCAGACAGACAAUGGAGAAGCAAAGCAAUACUAUCAAUGAACAGGAAAGCUCCAUCAAUAAGCUCCACACAACACUUCAAGACCUGGAGAUGAUCUUGAAUCACAAAGAGAAAGAAUUAAACGAUAUGAUCUUGGACUGCAAAAAGAAAACAGAAGAACUGAUUAACAGCAAAGAGAAGAGUGAACUGGAGCAAAUUCAGGCAGAACUACAGGAAUGUAAACAAAAGCAUGACGAGCUUGGUAAUGAGGCAGAUCAAGUCAAUAAGAGGAACAAUGAGAUCAUUGCUGACCUGAAGGAGAAGAUCAAAUUAAAGGACACAGCAUUGAGUGCAGAGAAGCAAAGGGUCAAAGACCUAAAUACUAGGGUGCAAAGGAUGAGGGUUGACAUUCACAACUGUACAAGCUUCAUCCAGGAGCCAGACAAGCUGAAGCAAAGCAUCAUAAAUCUCCACUCACGCUAUAUUGAUAAAGAAGUGUCAAACGAGAUGGAGGAUGAAAUCAUGCAAGAUUACGAUAGAAACCUGGCACAUUUGCAGAAUGUCGUGGACUCUGAAAAUGCAAGGCAUGCUCGGGAGCUCCAGCAUGAGAAAACACAAUACUCCAAGAAUGUAAUGGAGGGCCGCUCUUUACAUGCUCACAUUAAGGAGCAGAAACAAAGGUACAAGGGGCUGAUCGACAUCUCAAAAAAGAAGGAUACCCAUCAUGCCAAUACAGGAGCAAUUUCAACAAACCACAAGCUAAAAGAAAAUGUCCUGGACAAGAGCUAAAGAUAAGCAUUAUAACCUCAGAGUUCAUCAAGCCCUGUCAAAUUACCACCUGCUAAGACCAGAUCAAAUUAAUGCAAAAAAGAUGUUACAAUCGCUUCAUGUCCUUAUAAUGGUGCCUAAAUGUUCUAAACAAUGAGAAUAAAUGCUUUCUUGUUGAACCUGA
Silurus meridionalis is the source of this 4232-nucleotide messenger RNA. RefSeq names its product cilia- and flagella-associated protein 57-like. Gene Ontology annotation, molecular function: protein binding. The record is from RefSeq and is a predicted model, not a curated record. The coding region runs from base 527 to 4069 and encodes 1180 amino acids. The transcript is spliced from 23 exons. NCBI's taxonomy places the organism in Eukaryota, Metazoa, Chordata, Actinopteri, Siluriformes, Siluridae.